AUGACAUCAAAUCGUAUUCGUACUAAAUAUGACGUACCUACAAAACAAGUUGUACUACAAAUCACUGAUGUUCGUCCAGAAGAUGUUGGUCAGUAUUUGGUUGUAGCCACCAAUCCUGCAGGUCAAGAUUCGACUGGUACUAGAGUCACUAUUGCACCAGAAAAACCUGGUGCUGAGGAUCGAGCCAAAGUUCCAACUGAUAAGAACCAUAUGAAGAAUCAGCCUGAAGGUAAAACACCAAGACCAUUGAAUGUUGUACCAGGUCCCGAACAUCAACCAUCAACAACUGGUCCACCGGAAGAACAACGAGCACCACGUGUUAUUGUACCAUUGAGUGACAACGUAGUAGAAGAAUCAAUGCCUGUUAUAUUCCGAAGUACCAUUGAUAUUGGAUCACCAAUAGGAACAUUCACUUGGUUGAAGAAUGGUCAACCACUUGUUGAAGGUGACCGAUAUAUUACUACAUAUGAUAUGAAACCAAAAAUAUUAACUUUGGAAAUUCUUGAUGCAAAACCUAGUGAUCAAGGAACUUACACAGUUCGUGCAGCGAAUCCAUUAGGUACUGAUGAAACUACUGCUAAAUUAGCUAUUCGACCAGCAACAUCACCUGAUGCUCUUCCAUCAGCAGCACCAAAACCAGUCGAAGUCAAGGCACCAAUUCCUACAAAAGAGGAAAUGCAACAAGUACAACCACCGAAAGUGAUUGUACCUUUAGAGAAUGUAGAAGCAACAAAAGGAUCACCAGUUCUUCUUCGUGCAACUAUUGUUGGAACACCAACACCAAAUUUUGUUUGGCUGAAAGAUGGUCAACCAUUAAUGACAUCAAAUCGUAUUCGUACUAAAUAUGAUGCACCUACAAAACAAGUUGUACUACAAAUCACUGAUGUUCGCCCAGAAGAUGUUGGUCAAUAUGUUGUAUUAGCAACUAAUCCAGCAGGUCAAGAUUCGACGGGUACUACGUUAACUAUUGCACCUGAAAAACCUACAGCUGGUGAUAGAGCAAAAAUACCAACAGAUAAGAACCGUAUAAAGAAUCAACCUGAAAGUGAAAAAACGCGACCUUUGAAUGUUGUACCCGGUGUUGAACAUCAACCAUCAACAACUGGUCCAGCAGAAGAACAACGACCACCACGUGUUAUUGUACCAUUGAGUGAUAAUGUUGUAGAAGAGUCAAUGCCUGUUAUAUUCAGAAGUACUAUUGAUGCUGGAUCGCCGUUGGGAACGUUUACAUGGUUAAAGGAUGGUAAACCAUUGGUUGAAGGUAAACGAUAUAUUACCACAUACGAUAUCAAACCAAAAAUAUUAACUUUGGAAAUACUUGAUGCAAGACCAAGUGAUCAAGGCACUUAUACAGUUCGUGCUGCAAAUCCAUUGGGUACUGAUGAAACUACUGCUAAACUAGCUAUUCGACCAGCAACAUCGCCUGAUACUCUUCCUUCAGCAACACCACAACCAGUCGAAGUCAAAGCACCAGUUCCAACAAAAGAAGAAAUGCAACAAGUACAACCGCCAAAAGUAGUUGUACCUUUAGAAAACGUAGAAGCAACAAAAGGAUCACCAGUUCUUCUUCGUGCAACUAUUGUUGGAACACCAACACCAAAUUUUGUUUGGCUGAAAGAUGGUCAACCAUUGAUGACUUCUAAUCGUAUUCGUACUAAAUAUGAUGCACCAACGAAACAAGUUGUAUUACAAAUCACUGAUGUUCGUCCAGAAGAUGUUGGUCAGUAUUUGGUUGUAGCAACCAAUCCAGCAGGUCAAGAUUCGACCGGUACUACGUUAACUAUUGCACCAGAGAAACCUACUGCUGGUGAUAAAGCUAAAGUACCGACUGAUAAAAAUCGUAUUAAGAACCAACCUGAAAGUGAAACAUUAAGACCUCUGAAUGUUGUACCUGGUGCUGAACAUCAACCAUCAACAACCGGUCCAGCAGAAGAACAACGACCACCACGUGUUAUUGUACCAUUGAGUGAUAAUGUCGUUGAAGAAUCUAUGCCUAUUAUAUUCCGAAGCACUAUUGAUGCUGGAUCACCGAUGGGAACGUUAGUUCGUUCGUUGAAGUACGCUAGUAUCGAUUGA
Messenger RNA from Adineta steineri, 2076 nucleotides. The record is from the annotation of a GenBank genome assembly. NCBI's taxonomy places the organism in Eukaryota, Metazoa, Rotifera, Eurotatoria, Adinetida, Adinetidae.